Molecule: messenger RNA, 737 nt
Organism: Paramecium sonneborni
Lineage: Eukaryota; Ciliophora; Oligohymenophorea; Peniculida; Parameciidae
Source: the annotation of a GenBank genome assembly
AUGGCUAAUAUUAUAGUGUUUGGAGAUAAAUUGUCAAAUGCUUUAUUUUCAAAGUGUCUUUAUUAUGGAGCCUUCAAUAAAAGAUUUUAUCCAAAGAUUGAUCAAAUGAAAUUAACUGCUGUUGAAAAGAGAAUCAGAAUUUUAGCAGCAAAUUAAGUCGGAUUAGAAUAGAGUUUAUUCAUAUUAUUACCAUAAAGUUCAAAAAUGAUUCCAUCUGAAUAUAAAGUGAUAAUAAAUCCUAAAAUUCUAAAGAUUUCUAAUGAAAUCAUAGAGAAUGUUGAGGAAUCUAUCAGUUUUCCUUAAUUUUAAGCUAAAGUUGAUAGAUAUAAAACUAUCUUAGUUUCUUAUGAUGAUAAGAAAGGUAAAACAGUUCAAGAAGAGUUAAAGUAUAUAAAAUUAAUAAUUUUAGAGGAUUGGAAUCAGUUUGGUAUCAAUAAGCUAUUGAUUAAGUGAUGGGUAUUCCAUGUAUUAGUUGGAUUGCAUCAAAAGGAAGAAUUGAAUUGAAACCAGAAUAUUUAAAAUUAGCUGAAUAGAAUCCAGAAUUUCUUAAGGCUUUUAAAGAAUAUGUUGAAGUUGGAUAACAAUAGAUAUAUUAAGAAAGAAAUCUUUACAGAGUUAACCCCUAAGAUGAAAGAGAAGAUUAUGCAUUACAAGGACCAACUCACAAACCUAAUAAUUAUGAACUUUAUGUUCAAUUAUUGAGAAAAAUGGAGAAUGAAUUAUUUUAUACUUUUUGA